Bursaphelenchus okinawaensis is the source of this 483-nucleotide messenger RNA. Lineage: Eukaryota; Metazoa; Nematoda; Chromadorea; Rhabditida; Aphelenchoididae. The record is from the annotation of a GenBank genome assembly.
AUGGGUAAUAUAAUAGGUAAAGCUUGGUAAUGCUUAAGUAAGCCUAGCAUAUCUUAGUUCAGCCUAGUUUAAUUUACCAAAGCCUAGUCUAGAAUCCUAGAAUAGCCCAGCUUGGCAAAGUCUAUUCCAGCUUAGUCCAGAAGCUGAGCUAAGCCAAGCCAAGCCAAGCCAAGCCAAGCCAAGCCAAGCCAAGUCAAGCCAUGCCAAGCCAAGACAAGCCAAGCUAAACUAAGCCAGGUCAGGCGAAGGUAAGCUAAGCCAAGGUAAUCUAAGCUAAUCCAAGCGAAGCCAAGCCAUGCCAAACUAAGUUAAGCUAAACCUAGCCCAACCCAGCCUAGCCCAAUCCAGCCCAGCCCAGCCCAGCUCAGCUCAGCUCAGCUCAACCCAGCCCAGCCCAGCCCAGCCCAGCCCAGCCCAGCCCAGCCCAGCCCAGCCCAGUCCAGCCCAGCCCAGCCCAACAAAGCCAAGCCCGGCCUAGGCUAG